Aplosporella prunicola CBS 121167 is the source of this 2663-nucleotide messenger RNA. RefSeq lists its product as uncharacterized. Gene Ontology annotation, molecular function: protein binding. The record is from RefSeq and is a predicted model, not a curated record. The transcript has 6 exons. Lineage: Eukaryota; Fungi; Ascomycota; Dothideomycetes; Botryosphaeriales; Aplosporellaceae. Gene Ontology annotation, cellular component: anaphase-promoting complex; nuclear periphery. Gene Ontology annotation, biological process: protein K11-linked ubiquitination; anaphase-promoting complex-dependent catabolic process; positive regulation of mitotic metaphase/anaphase transition. Bases 10 to 2505 code for a protein of 831 amino acids.
GAGGCACCAAUGCUAAUGCUGCAGGCCGAAAAGGCUUUGCAGCAGCCUGUGCGCCCGCAUCUCAUUUCGUAUUGUCCCACUAUGGAUUUGGUCGCUGUCGUUACGCGAGAAGAGCAAUUGGACGUGUACAGGCUCAACGGUCAACGUGCCUUUGGUCUUAAGCAAAAGAGCGUGGGAAGCUCCAUUGACGCCAUACGUUGGAAGUUCAACGGUCAAUACAUUGCUGUAGCAUGGGAUGAUGGCUCCGUGGACAUUGUUUCAUCGGAGACUGGUAAGGCUGUUAAGCAAGUCCGUCGCAGGGUUCUCGGUGCAGAUAGCGCACCCAAUCCUCGAGUUUCCUGCCUUGGCUGGGGUGUCAACUUCAUAGAUGCCGCUGCCGUCAAGGCUCGGACUAGGUCAAAAGACGGUAAAUCGGAUGACGCUGCAUCCGAGCAAAACCCGCUGUUCGGGACAACAGAUCAGUGGGACGAUCGGCAAGACGAGGUUACCCUGGACGACUUCCUCGAGCGGCAGCCGGACCUACACAAGCUAGGCAUCACGCCCGAGCUUCCUGAUCAGCUCGCACUCAUAGAUGUUCAGGAUGUCCUCCCAAAGCUCCCGGCAAUACCCCCACCGCCUGUGGUGGGGAUUACGAUGAUGAACAAAGCGAGCACGUCGGAUGCAUUCAGCUCCCAGCAAUCUAUUGACGCUAUAUUCCAUUCUCAACACCUGCGGGAUCAUAAUGCUGUCGACGUCCUGCUACUUGGCUGUGACAAUGGUACCAUCAACCCGACCAUAUAUGAUUCGCUGGAGAUUGGCGGAAUGCGUGUUCCUUCCGACUGGUCAUUGCCAGACCACAACCCGCUCUUGCAUGCCUCGCAUCCGUACUCUUGCAGCCAUCUCACUUUGAUGGAAAUCAAGAACGACAAGGAACAAACGCCUAGGAUUGCUCUAGUUCCCCUCAUUCUCCGUUUCAUUCCCACCACUGGUAUUUACCUGCAUCUUAUCGCUUCCAAAACUGCUCAGCUACAGAACCUUCUACAAUAUGUCCAGUCAUGUCUACGAUGUAUCAUAGCAUACUUCAACCACGCUCGGGAUUUGCCAUCCAAAUUUAUUCGGAACGUUAAUGAGACGCUAGAGGAAAAGGGCGAGGGUAACCUCGUGCAAAACCUGUACCACCUCGCUGUGACAGGGCACUGCCCGCCUACAAUCAAAGAGUGGUUGACUGACGAGUUGACGGAAAGUGGCCACAAGCGAUGGGACCAUGCCGCUAGCCAAGGCUACGCCAAAGUCGUUGACUUGACGCAUGAGAAUCUACUGCCAGCCCUUGAUCGGUUGAGCAUUGUAGUCAGCAUGCUGCGUGGCCUAGCAACUUACCACAAAUCCAGCUCAAUCAUCAACGUCCCAUCCGAUCAACUGACCGCUAUACUCGACACUAUCCGAUGCCUACGACUACUCGGUCAUAAUGUCAUGAUCUACGGCAAUGAGGAGCGGCGCCAAUAUGAAGUGUUCUCCAAAUGGUUACGCCAUGAGAUUGACGUGCAAUCCUCGGAUUCGUCGUCAAAUGCGCCCGAGGAUGCAGACAGAGAUCCAGGCAUUGAUCAUGCACAGUUGUUGGCUUACAUUCCAGGCGCUAUGACACAAAGCAAACUCAUUCCUUUCUUGAGGCGUCAGACAGACAUUCCUAAUCCGCCAACCGGAUUGCCAGAGUAUCACGAGGUCAAACAGAGCAUGGCACAGCAUAGGAGAAAUGAACCGAUUGAGGAGGGGAGUCUUUGCACGUGGUCCGUUGCUGGAAAACUCCAGGAUCAGUGCCGAAACCUCUUUGCUCAGAUCACGAAAUGGCAAGCUCAAAAUAGCACAAUCGACUGCGGCUUGAUGUUGGAGGAUGGUCAAGUCUCAGCUAAGGAUAUGCGGAUGGUUUAUGAAGAUCAGGAAGAUGGCAACAUAACCACGUAUGUUGCACUAGUUCUGUCGGACUCUAAGAGCGAAGCCCGCCUCCACCGUAUCGAGCACGGAAACGUAUUCUCUCUGGACAGUCUCGAGCCCGGUCAAGUCCAAGCCGCAACCAUUAACUUCGGCGACGGUGAAGUCCAAGACGUACAAUUCAUCGACGACAUAGCGCUCAUGAUCCUCUACCACUCUUCGCAGCUCCUAUUCCUUCCCUACGCUUUCACGCCUACUACCCCAGACCGUCCAGACAUCUGGCCCUCCACCCCCAACAACGCUCCAUCCACAGCGCAAGCCCUGCCCACGGGCACGCCGCCGGCGCCGUCGACCCGCACCGCCUGGGACCUGAGCACGCCGGAGGCCCGCCGCCCGUUCGUGCGCCACGUCUUCCCUGCCGGCGAGCGCUUCACACCACUGCGCAUCGAUGUCAACGGCCGCAAGGAUCGGCGCGUCGUGUGCGUUGUUGGGGACGAUUUGAAGCACUACAAGAUCUAUGAUUUAGACUACGAGAGCGGGAAGGAGGGCGAGGGCGAGGGUGAGGGCGAUACGACGGUCGAUACGAUCAUGAGUGGGUGAGUGGGUGAGCGGGUGCGGGGGGUUGGGCGAAUUGGGGGAGAGUUUGGGUGCUGUGAAAAGGAGAUUUUCGGGUUUGGAAAAGCGGAGCAUGCAUAGCAUAGCGCGGUCUAGCAUAGCAAGGCAUAUUUAGAGGCUCGGAAGGAAUCUAGAAAAGUAAC